Molecule: messenger RNA, 2750 nt
Organism: Myotis lucifugus (little brown bat)
Lineage: Eukaryota; Metazoa; Chordata; Mammalia; Chiroptera; Vespertilionidae
Gene: GNB1
Product: G protein subunit beta 1
Exons: 12
Coding region: 113-1135 (340 amino acids)
Biological process (GO): G protein-coupled receptor signaling pathway
Cellular component (GO): heterotrimeric G-protein complex; cytoplasm
Molecular function (GO): signaling receptor complex adaptor activity; protein binding
Source: RefSeq, a predicted model, not a curated record
GCAAGAAGUCAAUCAAAACACGGAUUUACAUGAACCGGAGACCAGGCCAGAAGCACGUCUGAGUUCAGAUCCGAUUCCUUGAGGUGGCAUCGCAGAGCACUACGGUCAGAAGAUGAGCGAGCUCGACCAGCUACGGCAGGAGGCCGAGCAGCUGAAAAACCAAAUCAGAGAUGCCAGGAAAGCUUGUGCAGAUGCAACUCUCUCUCAGAUCACAAACAACAUCGACCCCGUGGGAAGGAUCCAGAUGCGCACCAGGAGAACGCUGCGGGGGCACUUGGCCAAAAUCUACGCCAUGCACUGGGGCACAGACUCCAGGCUUCUCGUCAGUGCCUCGCAGGACGGCAAGCUCAUCAUCUGGGACAGCUACACCACCAACAAGGUCCACGCCAUCCCUCUGCGGUCCUCGUGGGUCAUGACCUGUGCGUACGCGCCUUCUGGGAACUACGUGGCCUGCGGAGGCCUGGAUAACAUUUGCUCCAUUUACAAUCUGAAAACUCGCGAAGGGAAUGUGCGUGUGAGUCGUGAACUGGCCGGACACACAGGUUACCUGUCCUGCUGCCGCUUCCUGGAUGACAAUCAGAUCGUGACCAGCUCUGGAGACACCACCUGUGCUCUGUGGGACAUCGAGACGGGCCAGCAGACGACCACCUUCACUGGACACACCGGGGACGUCAUGAGCCUUUCUCUCGCUCCCGACACCAGACUGUUUGUGUCCGGUGCAUGUGAUGCUUCAGCCAAACUCUGGGACGUGCGAGAAGGGAUGUGCCGGCAAACGUUCACCGGCCACGAGUCCGACAUCAACGCCAUCUGUUUCUUUCCAAAUGGUAAUGCAUUUGCCACUGGCUCGGAUGACGCCACCUGCAGGCUGUUUGACCUCCGUGCGGAUCAGGAGCUCAUGACUUACUCCCAUGACAACAUCAUCUGCGGGAUCACCUCCGUCUCCUUCUCCAAGAGCGGGCGCCUCCUCCUCGCAGGGUACGACGACUUCAACUGCAACGUCUGGGACGCCCUCAAAGCCGACCGGGCAGGUGUCCUGGCUGGGCAUGACAACCGCGUCAGCUGCCUGGGGGUGACUGACGACGGGAUGGCUGUGGCCACAGGGUCCUGGGACAGCUUCCUCAAGAUCUGGAACUAACACCGGCAGCAGCAGGCGGACGCCCGUGACUGGAAGACCAUUCCACCCUGAAGCGUUGCAGUGAUAGCAUUUCCAAUCCUCCCCUACUAACGUGGGCGCCCUCCCUCCGAACUGCAAAAGGGCAAGAUCUUUCCUUCACUUACUGCUGAAACCAAGAGCACAAUCCCACGAGAGAAGAACCUGCUGUGAACUCGACGAGUCGUGCAUCCUCCCGGGACCAUUGUCUUUGUUUGCUUUUUGUCUUGAAUGAAGUUAGAAGGAAAUACUAGAGUCAGAAUGUUCGCCACCAAGUAGCUCAGUGUAUCAUGAGGCAGACACACCUGGCCACUCGUGGGUUUGGGCUCAGGUCCGGGACCCCGUCUGACGCUCGUGCAGAGCAAGUCGAGGACUGGAUCUUGUCAUCGGCUCCAAAUUCCAGGUGGUGUUUGUAACAGGAUUUGAAAACAUUCAUGUUUCCUUUUUAAAAUAUCUUUGUGUUUAGUAGUUAAACAGAGAGAGAGGGUCUAGCGCGGCCUCUCUGAAGUUGUUAAUGAUGUAAAUUUAGUCCCUGUUUUUAAAAUUUUUUUUGUCUAGUGUCACAUGGUUGUUGCACAGACAUGGCACAGAAAGAGCAGACCCGAGCGUGGUGACCAGCAGAGUCCAAUCAGGCACCUUUCUCCCGCCGUCCUCUGCCUCUCCCUUCAGUUCUAACCUCCCCUGGGGUUUCCUGGUGAAGUGGGGAGUUUAUAAUAAUAGCCUAACACUACCCCGUGCCCCGCCCACUGUCACAACCUGUGUUCCAGAGAGGUGCCCGUCCUGUGCUUGGAUAGUCAGUCAAUUCUUUGUGUAUGAAACAAUGUAAAAAUCAAUGUUUUGAAAAUAAUGAUCUCAAACUUUCUAAGUUAAAUUUUAAACAAUUGGAUCGUUGGCCGCACUGGGGGCUAACUCUUAGACUCGCAUGCUGUAGGAAUGCUCACGUGUGCGUUAGCGCUCAGGCCUAGGUGUUCUUUUUCUUUACGAAUAACCUCUUUCAAGUUGUAACCAUUUACGGCUCUAGCCACUAUCGUUGCUACUCUGCACGCACCGGAAGCAGUACAGUAAGCAGCUCGACACGCUUGAGUAGCAGGAUAAGGCACUAUUUUCUUUAUUUCUUAAAAAAAACACCAAGUCCUGUUCCAAAUGAUUGCUGUUGGAUUUGGGGGGUGGGGUGGGGGCAGGGAACGGAGACCCGGCCGGCUCUGUAAACUCCUACGGAACCAGCCUCUGCACCUGAGGCAGGUCGUUUUCUAACACAGACUUCCCGGUGCCCCCAGCCGGUCCCGCAGGUGUCCCCGCAGCGCCCCGCGCUGUGCUGGGGGGUGGGGUGCUGGGCCCGCCCGGGCGCUCCCGCAGCAGCAGAGCUUUUCCCGCUGGCUGUCUGCGGCUCCUGCACAGGUGGCCGCGUGGACACGUGGGCCUGGGUCUGCGGGGCGCGGGGCGGAGCCCUCCUAGCGACACCCUGUAGGCCGCCUGCACCUGCCCUCCCUUUUGUAUUUAAUUUUCAGUCCGUGUGCUGCAAGGAAGCUGGACGCGAGGUCGGCCCUGCAUUCAACUGUCCUGUUAUUUAAGCUGAAAUAAAGCAGUUUGACAUGAGGGA